This is a messenger RNA of Colias croceus (clouded yellow), 438 nucleotides long. RefSeq lists its product as uncharacterized. The transcript is spliced from 5 exons. NCBI's taxonomy places the organism in Eukaryota, Metazoa, Arthropoda, Insecta, Lepidoptera, Pieridae. The record is from RefSeq and is a predicted model, not a curated record. The coding region runs from base 1 to 438 and encodes 145 amino acids.
AUGGAGUCUCCGGUACUCAAAACCUCCGACACGCUUGGCUGCCGGCCUCGCUUCCGCCGCUGGUGCCAGAGCCGGCGCUGCCAGCUGUGGCGGCUGCUGCUGUUACCCUUCAUCCCGAUCCUCGCGCUGAUCAUCCAGACCACGCUGUCGCUGAAUAACAGCCUGACUAACGGGCUCGAAGUCGCCGAUGUUGAGGAGCAGGUUAGCAGAGCAACAGAGCUUGGUAAAUUGGUGACAAGACUGCAACAGGAGAGGUCUGAGGUGGCCUUCUUCAUCUUCACCAAUGGCAGUACUUUAAGGUCGAAUUUAACCCAGCGCUUUGCAGCGACUGACAGCGCGUUGGACCAGAUGGGAGAACUUCCAAACCUGGUGUUCAAGAAUCGGGCCAGACCUAUCAACGGGAGUGUCUUUUUGAGAGAAUUAUCUGCUUUAAGAUAA